Molecule: messenger RNA, 1578 nt
Organism: Paraphaeosphaeria sporulosa
Lineage: Eukaryota; Fungi; Ascomycota; Dothideomycetes; Pleosporales; Didymosphaeriaceae
Exons: 7
Coding region: 1-1578 (525 amino acids)
Biological process (GO): amino acid transmembrane transport
Cellular component (GO): membrane
Molecular function (GO): amino acid transmembrane transporter activity
Source: RefSeq, a predicted model, not a curated record
AUGGAUGCAGAGUAUGGUGAAGUACGCGUAUCAAAUGCGUCCUCCCUUCAUCGAGAAUUGAGGCCCAGGCAUCUACAAAUGAUCGCACUGGGCGGCGUUAUAGGUACAGGUCUCUUCCUCGGAACAGCCGGUAACCUUCAGAAUGGAGGUCCCGCCGGGCUUCUGAUCUCCUAUGUGAUCAUGAGCUCCCUCCUGUAUGCGGUCAUGUCAGCCCUCGGCGAGAUGGUAUCUCAAUUUCCCCUGCCUGGUGGCCAAUUCGCCUUGGCCCAUCGAUUUGUCUCGCCUGAGCUUGGUUUUGCUAUGGGUUGGUUAUUCUGGUACAACUAUAUAAUUGUACUAGCGGCUGAAGUGUCGGCUGCAGCCGUCUUGGUAACCUAUUGGACUCAUCCAGGAGAAACCUGCACAGAGGGUAUUUGUAACAACGCACUGUGGGUUGGUCUCAUGCUCAUCUUCGUCCUCGCUAUCAAUUUCCUUGGUACGCGAGCCUACGGUGAAAUGGAGUUUUGGUUCGCCGGUAUCAAGGUUAUCACCAUCAUUGGACUUAUCAUAGUCGGUGUGAUAAUCUCAGCCGGGGGUGGGCCGAACCACCAGGCUAUUGGCUUCAAGUACUGGGAAGAAACGGGUGGUUUUGUACAAUAUCAGGACAUCCCCGGGGCUAAGGGAAGAUUUUUCGGAUUUUUUUCCGUCCUGAUAUCCGCAGCAUUUGCCUUUAUUGGCAGCGAGUUAACGGCCAUUGCCGCUGCUGAAACUGGAAAUCCCCGCAAGUCUGUUCCAAGCGCAAUCAAGGGUGUCUGGGUCCGCCUUGUUCUCUUCUAUCUUUGUAGCGCCUUCAUCAUCGGUCUUCUGGUGUCACCAUCGGAUCCCUCACUCAGUCUGGACUCUACAGCAGCCAAAAGCCCCUUUGUUAUUGCGAUAAAAAAUGCGGGGAUCAAAGUCUUACCUUCCAUCAUCAAUGCAGCGCUUUUGUCCAGUGCGUGGUCUGCAGGUUGCGCAGAUCUAUAUGUCUCUUCGCGCACUCUCUACGGCUUAUACACCCGCGGUCAUGCGCCUGCCUUCAUGGGCAAAACACGGAAAGACGGUCUUCCUUGGGUUGCGGUUACCAUUGGCGCUUUUUUCUCCCUCCUCUCUUUUAUGGCUGCAAGUAAAGGCAGUGCAGGAAAGGCGUUCGGCUACUUCGCCAACAUGACUGCCAUAUGUGGUAUUAUAUCGUGGAUCUGCAUUCUAUUCACAUAUACACGAUGGUACAAAGGGUUGCGAGUGCAAGGUGUCGACAGAUCAACUUUGCCCUACCGAGCUCCGCUUCAACCUUAUCUCAGCUACUAUGGUAUGGCAGUCUCUAUUAUGGUGUUGAUUUUUGGCGGCUUCACAGCUUUCAUGCCAACGUUUGACGUUUCAUCUUUCAUCACCACGUACUUCCCUAUACCUUUCUUCGCUGUUCUCUUCAUCGGCUACAAAUUUUGGACGAAGAGCAAGAUGGUGCCUUUCGAGAAAAUGGAUUUUUCCACCGGGGCUUCCUCUGAGAUACCAUCUGGAACUGUUGGUCAGGGCUGGUGGCGAAAAAUUAAAGACAACAUUUGA